Messenger RNA from Aplysia californica (California sea hare), 1694 nucleotides. Its product is annotated as src kinase-associated phosphoprotein 2-A. Bases 462 to 1658 code for a protein of 398 amino acids. Gene Ontology annotation, molecular function: protein binding. The record is from RefSeq and is a predicted model, not a curated record. NCBI's taxonomy places the organism in Eukaryota, Metazoa, Mollusca, Gastropoda, Aplysiida, Aplysiidae. Gene Ontology annotation, cellular component: cytoplasm; plasma membrane. The transcript has 8 exons.
CUACACAGCUACAAGACAAUCAGGAAGUAAAUUGUGGGGGACUGGCCUGUUGCUCCUUACUUCUUUUUCUUUUUUUCGCAUCUCUCAAGUUUUCUUCCUGGUUUAGAUAUUUGUGUGUUUGUGUCCAGACUUUCGAAUAUGGUUUAGAUCUAGACCUUCACACAUGAUAAUGACAGUAGAUGCCCACUUCCUGGUUGGUACAAGAAGGCUUGCGUAGGCCAAGAUAAUUUAGUGUCUGAGUGAAAUUGGUGUGUGUGUGUUUUUUUCGGACUGGACUUUUGACAUCAACAGUUGGUCACAGAUUAAGGUGUAAAGUUGUCUUCUUAGUCUUAGACAUUCACUGUUGAAAUUGGAGUCAGAAGAGAGAGAUAGUGGAUACAUAUUGAGAGCUAAACGAGGUGAUUGUGGAUGUUAAAGCACACAGAUAGAGACGGAUAAAAAAGAGUCUCCAAGCCUGCAGAAUGUCGGCUUACAACGAAGCCAUAAAGCGUGUAUUGGCAGAGGUGAACAAAUUCCUUGGAUCCACCCUUAAGUCGGAGAGUUUGAGCAAAAAUGGCCAGAAAGAAAAAUCAAGAAUCACAGAAGUUUUGCAGAAACUGUUUGCCGACUACCCAGGUUUAGCGCCAGCGACUGGAGAUGAAGGCAGCGCUUCCAGUGGAAAGGACCUUUCUAUAGAUGAGUCUCGGAAUACGACAGGGAGCAGUCAGGGCAGCGAAGAAGACAACUAUUCUGACAAUAUUCCGGAAACUACCGUGAAGGCUCUCAAUGACUCGACCAAGAUGGGAUUCCUGGACAGGAAGCAGAAAGACCUGCUAUUCUCCACCUGGCAGAAGCAGUACUGUGUGCUACACAAGAACAUCCUGUACUGCUUCAAGAAGCCCUCGGACAAGAAACAGAAGGGAGCCUUCUUUGUCACAGGAUAUGAAGUCGUCAAUGCUCCACAAAAUGUGAAAGAUGCUGCGAAGAAAGAAGCAAGUUUUGAGCUGGUGGGGCCGGGGAAGAAGACGUAUCAGUUUUGUGCAGACAACAAGCAGGAUAUGGAGGCGUGGCGCGACGCCAUCGUAGCUGUCAGCGGGGAACUGCCGCAAGAUGAUGUAGAUGACGUGUACGAAGCGUUCAACGAUGAUGCCAUGACGUCUGCUGCCCCUCCACCCAUCGCCCCCGACAACAGAAGUGAGAAGAUUGAAGAGCAGGAGAUCAUGGAGGCCGACGAGAUCUACGAGUUUUUGGAGCCGCCACCACCGAUGCUCGAGUCCUCAGCGGGAUCCGAUCCCCCUCCCCCGCCCGCUUCCCCCCGGCCUCUGCCGCCUAUCCAGCCCGCCGCGUCAGUCAUUCCCCCCGAGCUCCCGGUGAGGAACACCCCUCUCCCGCCCGUGCCCAAGAUCUCUCUCCCCGACAUCCCACAGGAGAAAAAGAAGCGGACACCGAGCCUGCUGUCAAUGACACACCCCCCGGCUGAGGACUUUGAGAACAUGUAUCUGGGCGUCUGGGCGUGCAAAGCUACCUCGGCCAAUGAGCUGAGCUUUGAGCGGGGCGACAUGGUUCACAUCAUCAACCGAGAGUUGGACAGAGAUGAUUGGUGGAUCGGGGAGCUGGACGGCAAGAUUGGCCUAGUUCCCAAAACAUUCAUGCAUCCGGCCUAUCAGCUUGUGCCGUAGACAGACAUGUCUGGGGGGGGGGGGGGGGGGGUGUCU